This is a messenger RNA of Achroia grisella, 1276 nucleotides long. RefSeq lists its product as uncharacterized. Lineage: Eukaryota; Metazoa; Arthropoda; Insecta; Lepidoptera; Pyralidae. Bases 44 to 1267 code for a protein of 407 amino acids. The record is from RefSeq and is a predicted model, not a curated record. The transcript has 8 exons.
GUUGAUUUCAUUUGGGCGAUAAGCAGCACAGCAACAGGUCGACAUGUCUGCAGCCGCAGGAGUUACGUGGUGGCAGUGGUUGGUGCAUAUCAACGAUAUAAAACAGCUAUGGGCGGCGCAACCGACGUACCUCAUUUCUCAGGCCGUCUAUAUAUUAGCUGGUUUAAUCACACUUCUCCACGCUUUCAGAAAAGGAGGUAGAUGGCCGUAUUUCUGGUUGGCGACCGUGCUACAUGGUCAAUACGCAGAUAAUUUUUGGCACUUUGUUGUGCCCGAGUAUGAUAAUUUCUGGCAUUCGCAAACACCCAUCAUAUUCCUGGGGGCUCGAACUCCACUUCAUAUAAUAUUGUUGUACCCAGCGUUCAUAUACCACGCUGCGUAUGCCGUAUCGAAAUUGAAUCUACCUAGAUACGCAGAGCCUUUUGCCGUCGGCUUGGUGACCGUCCUCAUCGAUAUACCCUAUGACAUCGUGGCCGUUAAGUUCGUGCAUUGGACCUGGCACGAUACGGACCCAAACAUCUUCGACCGUCACUAUUGGGUGCCAUGGAACUCGUACUACUUCCACGCGACUUUCGCAGCCAGUUUGUUCUUCUUCUUUAAUGUUAGCAGACGAUGGCUUGCACCUAAAGUAGCGCAGUGGGAAUCGGCUGGGAAAUCGGUGGAGUGGAAGUCUCUGGCGGUCGCUACCCUGUUGGGUAUGCCAGGCGGCGUGCUGAUGUUCAUACCAAUCUACCAUCCAUUGCACGAUGUGUUCGGUAUUCAUUCGGAAGUCACAUUUUUCCUCCUCUUCUCUAUAUUUACCGUGAUCAUCUUGCACGGCUUGCUAUCUGAUAGAGAGAAGACUAAAACAAGAUUAAGUACGACCGAUUACAUCCUUAUUCUGCAACUGGUUGUCCAUUAUGCUAUCUACUGGGUGUUCGUAGUUUUCUUCCACCCCGAGAGGGAAUGGUCACUUGGAUUACACGAGCCUGUAGGGCCUUGCAAUGAAGUCGCCACACUCACUACACCGUUUGGUCAAACUCUGCUGAAGCGCAAGUACUUCUGUCCGGAAAAUUACGACGAGGGUUACUUCAACUUCCAUUGCGUUGGCGGACAGAAACCAGCUAACGGCCUCAGCUGGUACGUCGUGUGCGGAACUCCAUUCGCAAACCGAGCUGAGUACAUAACUGUCCUUUCAACAAUCCUGGUAGUGGCGUUUGGAGUGUUUUAUGGACUCUACUUCAAGACGCAACCAGUGCCGUCAAAUAAGAAAAUUAAAACCAAAUAAUAAUAAAAG